Penicillium brevicompactum is the source of this 1410-nucleotide messenger RNA. RefSeq lists its product as uncharacterized. Gene Ontology annotation, cellular component: TRAMP complex; nucleolus. Bases 1 to 1410 code for a protein of 469 amino acids. The transcript is spliced from 3 exons. Gene Ontology annotation, biological process: RNA 3'-end processing. Gene Ontology annotation, molecular function: poly(A) RNA polymerase activity; mRNA binding. The record is from RefSeq and is a predicted model, not a curated record. Lineage: Eukaryota; Fungi; Ascomycota; Eurotiomycetes; Eurotiales; Aspergillaceae.
AUGUGCAGUUAUCAAGGAGUGGAGACCACCGUCUCAAGAGACGGGCUCGAUCGCGAAAUUCUCAACUUUUAUGACUGGGCCAAGCCACAGGAAUUUGAGGACAUUGUCCGCAGAGAUCUCGUUGAACGAUUGAGUAUUGCAUCCCAGAGUCGAUACGCUGGCACUGAAAUCCUUGCUUUUGGCUCUUUUGCCUCUGGUAUCUACCUGCCUACCGCGGAUAUUGAUCUGGUACUACUGUCCGACAAUUUCAGACGCACAGGAGUGCGUUCAUUUGGUGAGAGGAAAGGAAAAAUAUACGCAAUUUCGAGCUUCCUGGAAAGUACUAACAUUGCUGUUCCCGAUUCGAUCGAGUGCGUUACCCAUGCUCGGGUCCCGAUCCUGAAGUUCGUGGACCGGCUUACUGGGCUGCGUGUUGACAUGUCCUUUGACAACAACAGUGGGUUGAUGGCCAAUGAGACUUUUCAAACAUGGAAGGAGCAGUUCCCCAUAAUGCCCGUUAUUCUGUCAGUGGUCAAGCAGUUUUUGCUGAUCCGUGGCCUCAACGAAGUCCGGACUGGUGGACUGGGAAGCUUCUCCGUCACUUGCUUGGUCACAAGUCUACUCCAGCAUCUGCCCAAAAAACAUAUGCAGCUCAACCCUGGCAGCAUUCUCAUGGAAUUUUUCAAUUUCUACGGAAGCAAGUUUCAAUACAAUCAAGCCGCAAUCUGUUUGGAUCCUCCGGGUUAUUUCAGCAAGAAAUCAUUUGGAACCCCCGAUCGUCUCACUAUUGAAGACCCUAAUAAUACGGACAACGAUAUCUCUGGCGGCACAAGGGCGAUCGACCUGAUUCUUCGCACCUUCGCUAGUGCUCAUACCACCCUGAAAAGUCGUAUGGAACACCUCGCACUCGUCCGAGGCCCGAACAAGAGCAUUUUGGGGCCAAUCAUUGCAGCGAACUUCGAACAAUACACUGAACAGCACAAUAAACUUCGCCGGGUCUUCAUGACAGAAAGCAGAUUAGCUGGGCACAGAGUGCCUCCACCACCGCCGUUAGAACCUUAUCAUGAUAGCGGAGUGCAUUUCGCUCCCCCGCCGCUGCCCGCCGGGCCGCCGCCUAUAAGUCCUCCCCUACCCCCGGUGCAACAACCCAUCAAUAAUGCAAGAUCAAGUUCCAAGGGCACGAGGGCCGAGCCAGAAGAUAUUUCCGAUGAAUAUUCUAACGAAACGAAGCUAGUCAACCCCCGCAAAGGCCAAAUAGGACGACAAGCGCGUCGGUGGCGUGCCGCAAGAAUGAAAUGCCUCAGGCCUGAUCUAAAGAAUCUCCUCAGCUACCUCACUGUCAAUCAGGCUCUUUGGCACGGCGGCUAUGCUACCAAUGGGGAAAUGAAACGUGACUUGAGUUCGAGAGAACGGAGACAAGCCGCGGCCUAA